GAUGUGUUCGUUGCAAAUAGUUGUUCUUUCAAAAAAAAAAAAAAAAUACAGAAAAGUCUUGCUUCUCUUUUUUUUUUGGUCCAUGCCGAUCCCUUCGUGUACUUCCAGUUUACUUCCGUAUUAUUCAGUCUACUCCGCAUCACUGUGUUAUGACUUUUUUGUCAGGCUCUGCUGUUUGGUGAACACAUUUCGUGAAGCAAAGACGUAAAAGCAUGAAGAUUGUAACUUGGAACAUUAAUGGCAUCAGGACUUUUAAAGGUGGAAUUAAAAAGGUUUUUGAUUCGCUGGAUGCAGACAUAAUAUGUGUGCAAGAAACCAAAGUAACAAGAGACCUACUGGAUGAGAGGACUGCAAUUGUUGAAGGUUAUAACUCUUAUUUCAGCUUCAGUCGUGGACGUAGCGGCUACUCAGGAGUGGGGACUUACUGUAAAGACAGUGCCACCCCAUUUGCUGCGGAGGAGGGCCUGACCGGCCUGCUGACCACCAACCAUGAGGGGAAUGUUGGAUGCUAUGGUGACCAGAGAGAGUUUUCCAUUGAGGAGCUAAAGCUCCUAGACAAUGAGGGCAGGGCUGUUCUCACACAGCACAAAGUCUUAUGUGAAGAACGACCUGAAACCGUUACGGUUAUCAAUGUGUACUGCCCACGAGCAGACCCAGAAAAGCCUGAACGAAAGCAGUUCAAAAUGCGGUUCUAUAAGCUGCUUCAAGGUCGGGCUGAAGCCAUUUUGGAAACUGGGAGCCAUGUAAUAAUCUUGGGGGAUGUGAAUACAUCCCAUCGGCCUAUGGACCACUGUGACCCAGCUGACAUAGAUGAUUUCGAAGAGCACCCUGGAAGGAAAUGGCUAGAUAGCUUCCUAGUUGAUGGCAGUAAAGAAAAGGAGAGUAUGCAAGACCAUGAUGAUGACGAAGACUCUCUGACUUCAUCAACAAAUUCCAUCCAGAGUGGCAAGUUUGUGGACGCUUUCCGUCAUUUCCACCCAACACGCUCCAAAGCCUUUACCUGUUGGAACACAAUGACUGGAGCCAGGCAGACGAACUAUGGUACACGCAUUGACUACAUCUUUGCCGACCACCUGUUCUUCAAGAAACAGUUUGUGGCGGCAGACAUCAUGCCAGAGGUGGAGGGCUCGGAUCAUUGCCCUGUCUGGGGACAACUGAGAUGCCCGGUCCUCUCCAGCUCAAAGCCACCCCCCCUCUGUUCCCGCCACCUGCCUGAGUUUGCUGGCAGGCAGCAGAAAUUAUCACAUUUCCUGGUUAAGGUGGACCAAGACCAACCGUCCUCAGAGGCUAUUAGAGAUACUCUUCCAGCAUCUCAGGAGGCUGGAGAGACCAGGGAGAACCUGAAUCCACUGGGGACUUGCACCAGCUCUGGAAAGAAGCGGACGUCAGCGGUAGAGCCAAAUGUCCCAAAGAGCAAAAAGAUUAAGACAGUAAAGACUGCCCUAAAGCCCCAGGGCAGCCUCCUAGCCUUUUUCAAACCCAGAUGUACACCCGUGGAAGCGCCUGUCAUUCAGUGUGAGAGGGUACAGGAAGGGAAUAAAGUCAACCCAUCACAUGCCAUCAGGGCAGGACAAGCUGUCCCGUCAGUUAAAAGCUCGGAUACAGAAGAUUCCCAGGGAGUCUGCAUGGGAAACAAAGUCCUGGCUCCUGACAGCAACAAAGACAGUGUGAGUAGUCUAAACCAGGGGAGUUCCGAGGCCCGGGCUUCAGAACCGACUUUAGACCUCGCAUGUCCCAGGAAGGGGGUGUCACUGGGGGGGUUCUGGAAGACGGUCCUUCGUGGCCCACCCCCACCACCCCCCUGUAAGGCACAUGGGGAACCCUGCGUCCUACGCACAGUCAAGAAGGCGGGACCGAACCUGGGCAAACAGUUCUUUGUGUGUAAUCGCCCUCAGGGCCAUGCGUCCAAUCCUGAAGCUCGCUGUAACUUCUUUUCUUGGGUGGAUCAAGGAAAGCGUUAACUAUGCUGUGGCAACACACUGACAUUUCUGCCAUUUGUUUACUAAGUGUUAUUCAUAUCGGUGAAAUAAAGAAACACAGUUUAUAAAUUGUCAGCAUGCCACGUAUUUCUCCAACGUAUUUUUACAUGAUCACUUUCUGAAGCUGACCUAAGCUUACUGUUGGUAUUUACUCUCUGUAGCUCUUCGUCUAUAAUAAAACAUUAACAGACA
Esox lucius (northern pike) is the source of this 2171-nucleotide messenger RNA. RefSeq names its product APEX nuclease (apurinic/apyrimidinic endonuclease) 2 (gene apex2). NCBI's taxonomy places the organism in Eukaryota, Metazoa, Chordata, Actinopteri, Esociformes, Esocidae. The transcript is spliced from 6 exons. The record is from RefSeq and is a predicted model, not a curated record. Gene Ontology annotation, cellular component: nucleus. The coding region runs from base 213 to 1961 and encodes 582 amino acids. Gene Ontology annotation, biological process: base-excision repair. Gene Ontology annotation, molecular function: phosphoric diester hydrolase activity; double-stranded DNA 3'-5' DNA exonuclease activity; DNA-(apurinic or apyrimidinic site) endonuclease activity.